Molecule: messenger RNA, 603 nt
Organism: Ostreobium quekettii
Lineage: Eukaryota; Viridiplantae; Chlorophyta; Ulvophyceae; Bryopsidales; Ostreobiaceae
Source: the annotation of a GenBank genome assembly
AUGCACCGCGCAGCCGCGCAGCGCUCGCCGUCGCUGCGCUUCGAUGCCGCGAGGGGCUGGCGGGGCCAGUCGCCAUCUGCGCUCAUCCCCCGCCAGCCAAGCCAGUGGCGUCGCGGGCGCGGCGCGUUCUCCGUGCGGGCGGAGGCCAAGGCCAAGGGCAGCCUGGGCGCCUACCUGUCCGAGUCCUUCAUGCGCAUCUUCAGCGUGCCGGAGGACGAGAGCGUGUCUUGGGACAAGACGUACUUGCCGUAUGAGGGCAAGCUAGACAUCCACGACCAGCGGCGCCUGCGGCGGUUGUACGAAGUUGUUCAGGCGGUGCGGGGUUGCAUGGAUCCCAAUGCUGACAACUACUCUCCAGGAGCAACGGUCGAUGAUGGUUCCUGUGUAUACCCCGAUGGCACACAGGCCCCAGAGGGGCUGAAAGAUUACAUGCAGGGGGCGAUUGAGCGUGUGGUUGGACAUCAGUUCACUGGCGAGGAUACAGAGCCUGAGUAUGGCAUCACGCCCUUCUCAGGGCAGAUCCUGUCACAGCGAGAGAUCGACAGGCUGAUUUCAUUCCAGAAGGUCGUAGAGAAGACGAUUGAUGAAGGCGACGAGAAUUGA